UGCUUUUUAAUACUGAAGAAAUGCAGAAAAAAGAAGAGGCAUGCAAGAUUGCGUGCGAGGUUCGACGUCGUUAAUUAAACCGUAUAAUAAGGGACGUAGGAGCGGCGACAGUCUAGGGAGGCGUCCAUUUAUCGGGAGAGGAUCGCGGGCACGCGGGACGGAAUCGAUCGCCGGAGGUCGACGUACUUAUACCUGUUCCCAAGCGUGUCCAUCUAUCUGCGAAUCUGGAGCUGCAGUGGACCAUUCUUCCAACACCGCUGUCGAUAAAUCACGGCGGCCGUUAUUAAAGGACCACGGGAACCGAACAAAGAGGGACCACCCUUCCGAGAGAAAUCUAACGGCGACUACGACUCCGAACAACGAAAAUGAACAAGGAUCGUAGAUUGGACAAUGGGCACCAGCCAACGUCUUUCAUUUGAUCCGGGACUCGAAUAUUUAUCGGCUCUACUGGUCGAGGCGCUAAUUUUUUAAUCCGCUUUUGUCUCGAAUAAAUGGGAACCGACGGGAAAUGUUAACAAAUUAUCGUGCAAAAUGAUUGCAUAUUUUUCGAAUUCUUUUUGUAAAUGGAAUAAAUAAAUUACUGAUCGUGUCAAGAAAUAAUGUCAUCAUAGGACCGAGCACGAUUUUUCAUUGUUUAUCAUUGUUACUAUGGGAUAUACACAGAACUGAUCUAAUCUACAAAGAAUGAUUCGGAUUUGCCCAAUCCGUAGAGUAAAGAAUUCAGCGGAUCAUGGCAUGAUCGCUGUUAAAAUAUCUUUACGGCAAUUCGCUAAGAAACGAGAAGGUAGCGAAUAGGCAAGCAUCAGGCGCGACUCUCGCGAGAAAGAGAGUGGCUCUUAUCGGUUCUGGUCUCUGAGGAAGGUAAGGAUCGG
This is a messenger RNA of Ceratina calcarata, 872 nucleotides long. RefSeq lists its product as uncharacterized. NCBI's taxonomy places the organism in Eukaryota, Metazoa, Arthropoda, Insecta, Hymenoptera, Apidae. The coding region runs from base 41 to 382 and encodes 113 amino acids. The transcript has 2 exons. The record is from RefSeq and is a predicted model, not a curated record.